Molecule: messenger RNA, 1158 nt
Organism: Arachis ipaensis
Lineage: Eukaryota; Viridiplantae; Streptophyta; Magnoliopsida; Fabales; Fabaceae
Product: Mannose-P-dolichol utilization defect 1 protein
Source: RefSeq, a predicted model, not a curated record
AGUUAAAAAAGAAGAAUUGAAUGGAAAAUGGAUCCCUGAAACUCUUCAAGUGGAUUGAGAUCGGAGAGAUUCAGAGCGAGAGAGAUACGAAUCGGAAGAAACCGAAGAAGAAGACUGAGUCAGUUGUGAAAAUGGAAAAAUAUCUGUCCGCCAUUGGUAUUGACGUCAGCUGCGCGCUCAAUUCUCUCCGCCAUGGAACCAUCCCUCACAAAGACUGCCUCCUCCCUCUCAUCUCCAAGCUCCUCGGCUACGCCAUCGUCGCCGCUUCCACCACCGUUAAGCUCCCUCAGAUUAUGAAGAUCCUGAAGCACCAGAGUGUGAGAGGUCUUAGCAUGAUAUCCUUCGAGCUUGAGGUUGUUGGUUAUACCAUAGCACUGGCUUACUGUCUCCACAAGGGGCUUCCCUUCUCUGCUUAUGGGGAACUGUUGUUUCUGUUGAUCCAAGCUUUAAUUUUGGUUGCCAUAAUCUACUACUAUUCUCGACCUUUGCGUACCACAACAUGGAUCCGAGCAUUAAUAUAUUGUGCUGUAGCACCGACUAUCUUAGCUGGUCAAAUUGAUCCUUUUCUCUUUGAGGCUUUGUAUGCAUCCCAGCAUGCGAUCUUUCUCUUUGCCAGAAUCCCUCAAAUAUUGAAAAACUUUUCUAACAGGAGUACAGGGGAGCUCAGCUUCUUAACUUCUUUGAUGAAUUCUGCAGGUUCAAUGGUUAGAGUAUUCACAAGCCUCCAAGAAAAUGCACCAAAAAGCGUUGUAAUGGGUUCCGCAAUUGGUGUUGCUACAAAUUUCACCAUCCUAAGCCAGAUAUUGUUCUACCAAAAGCCAAGGGUCACUGAGAAAGAGAAGAAAACGAAAUAGAAGAACUAUACAAAGUCAUGUAUACUGCUACUUCAGAGUUCCUCGUGUUCAUCUUUCAACAGGUGCUACGUCCUUGAAGCCAUACUCAGAAUUUUAUCACUGUUGAAUUGACCCUUUUGAACAUUUACCUUUUUUCAACUGCUGAUUCUUAAGGUAGCCAACUUAGAAUGGGUAACUGGGGGACUUAAAUGGGUAAUUUCGGAGAGUAAUGUAAUAUUUUUUUUUGGGUAUUUCAAUUGAUUUCAUGUAAUCUUUUUGUUUUGGUAUUAACUUAAUGCAAUUUUAACAUUUCAACAAGUUUUUA